This is a messenger RNA of Dama dama (fallow deer), 2889 nucleotides long. It is a transcript of the gene ZNF239, whose product is annotated as zinc finger protein 239. Gene Ontology annotation, biological process: regulation of transcription by RNA polymerase II. The record is from RefSeq and is a predicted model, not a curated record. Gene Ontology annotation, cellular component: nucleus. Lineage: Eukaryota; Metazoa; Chordata; Mammalia; Artiodactyla; Cervidae. Gene Ontology annotation, molecular function: DNA-binding transcription factor activity, RNA polymerase II-specific; RNA polymerase II transcription regulatory region sequence-specific DNA binding. The transcript has 5 exons. Bases 692 to 1906 code for a protein of 404 amino acids.
UUGCUUUCAUGGGUUUGCGAGGGAGGCUUGGCCUAUUUGAUCCAAAGCCCCGUGGAGAGAGGUGAGGGAGGCGCCGCUUGAAGAGACAGCAAAAGCAUCCCAGGAGAGGGUGUGUAAAGGAAUCUGUCCUUCCUGAAAGGAGAAAAUGACCAAGUUCCAGGAACCAGUAGCAUUCACGGAUGCCUCUGUGGACUUCACCAAGAAAGACUGGGGUUGCUGGACUCUGUUCAGAGGAAGCUGCACGGAGCUGUGAUUCUGGAGAACUACGGCCCCUUGGUCUCAGUGAAGUCUUUUGUUCGCAGCAUGAUACUGGAGGGUGCCACCCUCAGCUGACGCUCCGUCCUUUUUUGGUGCAUCUGUAUUCAGCUUACAGGGGACAUCUCUGCUGACUGGGCUUGGGAUCAAUCUAAUAAGAACCCAGCUGGAGACUUGAAUGAAAAUUUUGUGGAAAAUGAAGAUAAAGUACUUAUGUUAUCUGUUACCUCAAGAGCUUUCCUGCUGGCAAAAUUUUGGACCAGGUGGCUUAGUACAGUAAGGAGGAGUCAGAAUUAAAUUGUGAAUAUUCAGAGGGAGGUGUAAGUAACCCUGAACUGGAUCUUUCUACUUGUCAGAAGUGGAGAAAAGUCUCUUCUCAUAUUUCCAGGAACCACAAGCAGUGUGGUGACUCUUCAGAGUGAUGAUUUAAAAAAACAUGGAAAGUGAAGAAUAUUCAUCUUUGAAAGUCCCAAUCCAAAUGGCCACCCAGUACUCCUCAUUCUGUAAGAAUGAGCCCCAGGAUCCUCAGGAAAGCAAAAGUCUGUUUGUAACUGAAGAAAGCACUGAGAGGAAACUGACAGAGGGAAAAAGUCCUCCCAUUGAGCAUUGUUCAGAGAACCUUCAAGAUAAACUUGUGGCUGAUGUAAAAGAAGUGGUCUUGCCAUUGUUCAAAGGGGAGACAAUCUGCCAUAUUGGCCAGUUGAAAGAAUCCUUGGAGCCCUUUGACUAUAACCACAAAGACGUUUGCGGUUGGAAAUCCCGGGUGGCCAGUCAUCGUUAUCAGAGAGCUCAUACAGAGGAGAAGUCCUGUAGCCAUCAAGACUGUGGGAAAACAUGUACCACCAGCCCAGGUGGUCACCCUGGUGAGAAAAUCCGCCUUUCAGAGAAAGUGUACAGAUGUAGUCAGUGUGGUAGGGACUUCACUGAGCGCUCAGAGCUAGUCCUUCAUCAGAGGGACCACACUGAAGAAAAGCCCUACAGAUGUGAUCAGUGCGGGAAGGGCUUCACAAGGAGCUCGAGUCUCCUCAUCCACCGUGAAGUCCACGCAGAUGAGAAGCCCUAUAAGUGCGAUAAGUGUGGGAAGGGCUUCACCAGGAGUUCAAGUCUGCUCAUUCAUCACUCAGUCCACACAGGUGAGAAGCCUUAUAAAUGCGACAAGUGCGGGAAGGGCUUUACUCAGAGCUCCAAACUGCAUAUCCACCAGCGAGUGCACACCGGCGAGAAGCCCUACGAGUGUGGGGAGUGCGGUAUGAGCUUCAGUCAGCGCUCCAACCUGCACAUCCACCAGCGCAUCCACACAGGGGAGAGGCCCUACAAGUGUGGGGAGUGCGGAAAGGGCUUCAGUCAGAGUUCAAACCUUCACAUCCACCGCUGUUCACACACGGGGGAGAAGCCUUACCAGUGCUACGAGUGCGGGAAGGGCUUCAGCCAGAGCUCAGACCUCCGCAUCCACCUGCGAGUCCACACUGGGGAGAAGCCCUAUCACUGCGGCAAAUGUGGGAAGGGCUUCAGCCAGAGCUCCAAACUCCUAAUCCACCAGAGAGUCCACACUGGAGAGAAGCCCUACGAGUGCAACAAAUGUGGGAAGGGCUUCAGCCAGAGCUCCAACCUCCACAUCCACCAGCGGGUCCACAGGAAAGAUCCCCAUUAAAUGAGGUCUUCAAUCACAUGCUCUUACUUCAAAGACUUCAGUAUUUCUAACAUCACUCUUACUUUCACAUUCUCAGGAUAUAGUAAGAGUUAUUCAGAUAUGUCCCCUCACUGAAAGUCAUUCACUUAAGGUAUUUAAGUACCAAGCACUUUGUUAUGCUACACAGUGAAUUGAUUAUUCUUGUUGCUCAGAUGGGUAGAGUGAAAACGUCUGUACUUUGCCAUUCAGCCAGUGUUACUAGAGCUACAUAUCCUACCCAGCAUUUCUAAGUGCAAGAACCUUCUAUUUGUCUAAGCAGAACGUGUUUCCUUUGUUCACACUCUCUGAGAAUCUGGAACUUUGGCUUUCUCCUCAAAUCGUGUGCCUUGUGUUUUUCAUAUUUCCUUCCAGCCCUGAGUAGCCCUCUUUAAAUUAUGAUUGCACAGUAUGUUUUAAUAUUUGCUGUAACCCCCAAAAGUCAUUUGCUUUUGCAGCAUUGUUACUGAGCCAGACUUGGGUCUUCUUCACCAAGCAGAGUAAAGCCAAUCUGUUGACACUGGCUUGUAAAGAAAGGGCACCAUUUAUUGCAGGGCACCAAAGGAGUCCAAGCAGCUAGUGCUCUUCAGACCCAAACUGAUGGCUUUCAGGGAAACAUAAGGUGAGGAACAGGGGACUGUGGGGUGCAUGAUCAGCUCAUGGACAUUCUUCUCAUUGGCUGAUGGUGAGGCAAUUAGGAGUCAACAUCAUCAACCUUCUGUUUCUAACCUGUGUGGGAUCUGCUUGCUUGUGGGCAGCAAACAAUUAACCUCUUACAUCUGGUGGCAGUUUCAGUAUCUGCAAAACAGCUCAAAGGACAUGGCUCAGAAUAUUAUCUGUGUUCUGGAGGAAUUACAGGUCCUUGCUUCACUUAAUAGCUAAACUAUUAUUGUUUUGUUUUGCUUGACUUUUCCCCUUUCUUUCUGCAUUUUCUCUCUUCUCUGAUUAAAUUUACACUUUGGAACUUG